Messenger RNA from Daktulosphaira vitifoliae (grape phylloxera), 1201 nucleotides. RefSeq names its product protein OSCP1-like. The record is from RefSeq and is a predicted model, not a curated record. NCBI's taxonomy places the organism in Eukaryota, Metazoa, Arthropoda, Insecta, Hemiptera, Phylloxeridae. Gene Ontology annotation, biological process: transport. Gene Ontology annotation, cellular component: plasma membrane; cytoplasm. Bases 95 to 1174 code for a protein of 359 amino acids. The transcript has 6 exons.
AUGGUACUCUAACAUUAACAAAACUUAAUUUAAAAUACAAUAAUUUUCGUAAAGAAAAACGAAUAAAUAAUUAUUAUUAAUAAUAAUUCACAAAAUGAAUUCAAAAUUAUAUUCUAUUCUAUAUUUGAACUUAGUAAGUGAAAUGAUUUAUGUCGUGGCAGAAAGAUUAAAAACCCAAAAAAUCCCUAUACAUAAGUCAAUAUUAGUUUUAAAUGACAUAGUUGCAGCAGCAUUUAGUAGUAACCUAUCCUUAUUUACUGAGAAGCAUAUUCAUACUAGAAAACAAAUUACUAAAAGUUUAAGUGAUGCUAUACACUCAUCAAUAAUGAGACUUAACGAUUCUAGCAUGGAAAAAUUAAUGGGAUUAAUUGAAACUUCAGUCAAAAUGCAAAUGUACUCAGCUAAUGGACCAAGACAAAUAUUACAUAUAACAUUGAAUCAUUUAGAUUCUGUUAGAUUAAUAACAAGUAAAACUCGGUUAAAACAGGUUAUUAACAUAGUGCAUCAUAACUUCACACAAAUUUAUGGAAAAAUGACUGAUGGAGAAAUUUUAAGACUUCGUUACUCAAUACUUAAUUAUUUUCAAGAUAUAAAUGUUAAAGUUACAGUAUUUAUAAAAGAAGGGUUACAGCGAUAUAAUGGAUCAUUUGUAACAGUUGGAAAAUGGACAAUUCCUUAUGGAGGUGAAGUUCCAGGAGCAAUAAGAAUUUUUGACAAAAAUGGUAAACUUAAUGAUAUUAGUACAUUUAAUCCAAUAUCUUCUUACAAAGUAGAAACAGAAAUUGGAUCAUUAGAAAUUAACAGUCCUCGUAACACUACUUUAGGACUUUCAUUGUAUAAAACCUAUGCAAAUGACAAUGGAGUAUCUGAAACAUCAGACCCAUUAUUUUAUGAUCAAACAGGUCGUCAUGGUUACAAGCAUGAAAUAGAUCUCUUUGUUACUCAAUUAAUAGGAACUGCAGCACCUAAAGAUGAAAAUAUAGAUGUUGAAUUGCCCAGUUCAUCAUUUUCAGUAGUUCAAAGGACAGGAAAAGAACACAAAAGAGAAAAUGUCACACUUGAUAUUAAUAUUGACACUUCAUCUUUAAAAAAUAUAGAAGUACAAAUGAAUAAUACACCAUCAAGAGUAGAUGAAAAUAUUUUAGAUUUGAUGCAAUUAUUAGAAACAGAAUAAUGUUUUAUUAUAUUUACUUACUAUUUA